GGGCAUGUUGGGAGUGAAGGUCGAGCCGUCUCCCUUCACAGGGAUGGGGGAGAGGAGUGGCUGGGGCAGCAGCGACAGCAGCUGUCAGAGUUACUGAAGCGCGCCCUUCCUGCGAUUGUGGGCAAGGGGGAACAUAAAGGGGGGGAGGCAGGUGGAGGGGAAACUGGAAGAAAUGGUGGAAAGACGGAGAAAAAGGGGGAGAGAAGGGGGGAAGAGAAGGAAAGAGGAGUGGGAGGGAAGGAGAGAAGGGGGGAGGAGAAGGAGAGGAGAGCUAGUGAGCGUGAGGCACUGGAGGAGGGCCAGGAGAGGCGCAACAGCGAGGGAGAGGGUGUUUUCAGAUUCUUCCUGAGCCGAGGCACUGCAGCGCGCUACCUGCGUCGCCUGCAGCUGUACCCGUUCGCACCAGACGAGGUCAAGGCCAGCACGAUCGGAUUCUGCCCGCUUGAAGUCGCGUAUCGGUUCUUCAAGUUCCGCCACCCGCUUUUCGCCUUUGUACCGGACGAGAGUCAGGUGCGGGCGGCGCGGAAGCUACUGCUCCAGCUGGAGGGGCGGCAAGCGGCGGAGCGAUUCCAAGGAGUGCCGGUGUUCAGUGCGGCCAACCUGACCAUUGCUGUGCCGUCUAAGGGCGGCCAGCUGAGGUGGUACCGCCCUUAUUUCUUCAACAAGAAGCAGCUGGACCGACUGCUGGCGUCCAGUGUGGAUCAAUACUUCAUGGGAUUGAUGCGCGCGAGGAGAGCCGCCAGACAAGCGCAGAUUGCGGCAGUGGAUGGGGCAGGGGCAGCAGGAGGGGGAGGAGCAGCAGAGGAGGAGGAUCCGUUUGACUCUUUCCCAGACCCGCACGAGUUUGCGGACGAUGGCAUGUUUCCAGACCCGCCAGAGAUGCAAGAGUUCGCCCAGGAGUUGGGUCCCAUGCUCGGCUCCUUCCCCUCCGCCUCCCUCGGUUCUUCCUCCCCCGGGUCAACCCUGCCGCUGCUGCGAGAUGCAGAGCUGGUGGUGCAGGAGUGUAUGGAUCGGGUGCUGCUGGGCAGCCAGUGGGGGAGAAAGAUUGCUGGGCUCGAGCCCUCGUUUACCGUCAUUGUGGACUCGUUUGAGCGGAGGGUGCAGGAAGCAGAGGCGGUGGUGGGUGCGGAGAUCAAGGCGUUUGCAGAGGCGGUGGUGGAUGCAGAGAUAAAGGCGUUUGUCAGCUCUGCCAUCACCAGCCUCUUGAAAAAAUGCGACCUGCUGCCACAGCAGCUCUCCACCGUGCCUCACAAGGGUAAAGCUGAGGACAAGGCAAAUGAGAGGUUUAAGGCAAAAGACAGCUCUUUCAAAAGCGAGAUAAAAGGGGAUCCAGAGCAGGCGAUGUCAGUGCAACAGCGGCAACAGCAACAGGAGCAGCAGAGUCAUCAACAGCAGGAGCAGCAGAAGCAGCAGCAGCUGCAGCAGCAGGAGAAGGAUCAAAGGGGUUUUGCAGGAACUGUUUCUUCUGCUCUCUCCGUCAGUCCCUCUCCCAGCACUGCCAUCACCGCAGCCCCUGGUGAUACUGUGACACCCUCAGUCCCUGAUGUUAUCACAUCCAAAACCCCUGAUACUGACACAUCUGCUCACAGCAGUACGGCCCCCGAUAACAGCACACCCCCUAGUACCACUGUCACAGCUGCUACAGCAGCAUCUCCCACAGACUCAUCUGCUUCAGGAAGUCCGCUUACAGGCACACGCAGCACAGUCACACCUGCUGGAGGAAAGGGGGGGAUGGUGAAGGGGAGGGGGAGUGGGAGCAAGGAGGGCAACAAGGAGGGGCAUGCUCUAGAGGGUGCUUUAUUGGCUGGCCUGCUGCGAUUGAUGGGGGAGGAUGGUGCAGCUGACCUGCUAUAUAAGGCAAUGGGAUUUGGUGGCAAACUUGCGGGUGGUGUUGGUGGGAAGGAAGGGGGUGGGGGAAAGAGUGGGGGAGGGAGUGGAAAGCGAAGGAUGGGAGAGGACGAGGCUUCUGAGCUGUUGGGUAAGGCUAUGGCCUUCUUGAACAGGGAUGAGGGUGAUUCUGGGGGCAAGAGUGGGGGUGACGUUGGUGGGAAGAGUGGUGGGAGUGAUAUGGUGAAGAAUGGGAAUGAUAAGAGUGUUGGCUGUGUGGAUGAGAAGGUGGAAAAUGGAAAGAGUGGGGAUGAUCAGGCACAGUCAGCUGGCAGCAAUGAUGGGGGCGAUACUGGAUUGAGUGGUAUAGUUGGGAAGGAUAAGGUGUUGAUAGCAAGUGGUACGGGAGCGGAUAGCAGUGAAGAAAUGAGCCCUGUUGAAAGCAGCAUUGAUAAAACUGCAACCAGCAAUGUUGGUUCCAGCAGCAGCAGCAGCAGCAGCAGCAGCAGCAGCAGCAUCAAAGCUAAUGUCUCGGAUAAUCCAGAGCUGAGUAGGAGAGAGGGGAUCAAAGGAGUGGUCGAGAAAAAGGAGGAGGGGGUGACGAAGAAAGCAGCUGAGGAGAAGCAUCUUGUGCAGAGAGGUUUAGGUUCGAGUGACAAGUCAACUGAUGAGGAUCCGGCACAGGAGAGCAUAAGGCAGGUGGUGAGUGCGAUACGGGGGAAGCUGGCUGCUGCAGUGGCUGAAGGGACACGUGGCAUGGCUGGAUUGGUGGAUUCUGCCAAGGAGGCGGUGGCUAGACUGGCCCGUCAAGAGGGUGCCUCUUCAAUUGAAUCUGCUUCUAACGAAUCUGCUUCACGUGAAGCUGCAGAGGCUGUUGCAGGGAAAGCUUCUGUAGAGACAGGAGCUGGUGUUGCUGCUGGGAUUGCGUUGGCAACAGAGCCUGGUCUUGCAGCUGGUGCAACCGAGCCUGAAAAUUCACAUGCGAAGUUGAGUGUAGCACAACUAGAGGCUGCACCAUUGGCGGCCAAUCAAAAUGGGUGUCCUGCAGGAGAUGUGGCGCCGAAAGAGCCUGCAGCAGCAGAAGGUGGAAUGGCAGAACCUUCUAGAGUGGGUGCGUCUGAGGCAGAUGUCACGCCGAAGCUAGCAAUCUUGGGGGUGACAGUACCGAAGCUGCAAGUCCGUUCCGAGCCUCAAGGUGGCAACACGGAGGCCAAGGAAAGUAAGGGUGAGAGUGAAGGGAGCGAGAGCAGGAGAGAUGGAGGGAGUGAAAUUAAGAGUGGAGGAGGGAGUGAGGAAACAGGUUCUGGUGCUGUGAAGAAUGAUUCUUCAACUGAGGGAAAAGCUAAGACAAUAGGUUCGCCAGCAAGCGGAGGGCCUAAUGGGAAAGCCUCAGAUGAUAACAUUUUUGCCACUGCCAAAGGACCUGUGGUGUUAAAUGAUGUUGAGGCAGCAGCUGCAGCAGCAGCAACAGCAGCAGCAGCAGAGGCAGCAGCACAGGCAGCAGUACAGGCAGCAGCAGAGACAGCAUUAGCAGGAGUGAAAGAAGCCAUUGCAAACGCAUCAAGGGACUUCGAGGAGACCGUUCGCAGGGGUGGUGUUCCGGACGCGAGUCGGGACCCACUGUUCAUUGCAGACAUAGGGGAGGACAGGGAAGAAGCUGGGUGGGGAGAAAGAUCAGAAUUUGGCCUCAAACGUGCUGGGUGA
Closterium sp. Naga37s-1 is the source of this 3531-nucleotide messenger RNA. NCBI's taxonomy places the organism in Eukaryota, Viridiplantae, Streptophyta, Zygnematophyceae, Desmidiales, Closteriaceae. The record is from the annotation of a GenBank genome assembly.